Paramecium primaurelia is the source of this 311-nucleotide messenger RNA. Lineage: Eukaryota; Ciliophora; Oligohymenophorea; Peniculida; Parameciidae. The record is from the annotation of a GenBank genome assembly.
AUGAGAUACAUAACAGAAUUUAAUAGUGAGAUAUUUAAUGACUAUGCAGUUGAUAAUAUAAAAUAUAAGAGUAGAAAAAGUGGCAAAUUUAACAAAAUUGUAGGAGUUUAAAGAAGUAUUAAAUGCAAAUUAAUUUAGAUAUUUAGAAAUAAUCAGAUUAUAAUAACUUGUUAUAUAAAAGAUUAUAGCUUAAUUUAAAGUUGAUAAGCCAAGCUCUAUUUUGUUUAUCUUUGGAGAAACAUGAAAUUAAUAAGAAAUUGGAAAAUGAAGUUGGUAGCAAAAAACCAUCCAGGCAGUAAUUAGCCAGCUGA